Molecule: messenger RNA, 2443 nt
Organism: Arvicanthis niloticus (Nile rat)
Lineage: Eukaryota; Metazoa; Chordata; Mammalia; Rodentia; Muridae
Gene: Pomgnt2
Product: protein O-linked mannose N-acetylglucosaminyltransferase 2 (beta 1,4-)
Biological process (GO): protein O-linked glycosylation via mannose
Cellular component (GO): endoplasmic reticulum
Molecular function (GO): protein binding; protein O-acetylglucosaminyltransferase activity
Source: RefSeq, a predicted model, not a curated record
GGUCCGAGGGGCGGGCCCCGAGGCCCGCGCACGCGCCCCAGUUCCUGAGUUUGAGCUCGCCAGCAGGGCGAGCACACUGGGAACACCUGCGACACCCGGCCGGCAGGUGGGCAACGCGGGGUCUGUGGCGCAGUUGGGCCCCGGGCUCGGAGCGGACGGGGCGCAGAGCCCGGCUUCAGGCCUUUUCUGGUCCUCCAGCAGCACACAGGGAUGGAUGGGUGAAGCCCACUUGGGCUGUGGCACUGGCCAGCAGCCAUCAUCUCGCUGAGGCCCCCCUGGUGGCGAUAGGAUGCACCUCUCUGCGGUAUUCAACGCCCUCCUGGUGUCAGUACUGGCUGCCGUCCUGUGGAAGCAUGUGCGGUUGAGGGAGCAUGCAGCCACGCUAGAGGGGGAGCUGGCCCUUGGACAGCAGUCCCUGGACCCGGUCCCAGGGCUAAGGAUUGACUACCCGAAGGCCCUGCAGAUCCUCAUGGAGGGUGGCACCCACAUGGUGUGCACAGGCCGCACCCACACAGACCGCAUCUGCCGCUUCAAGUGGCUCUGCUACUCCAAUGAGGCCGAAGAAUUCAUCUUUUUCCACGGCAACUCAUCUGUGAUGCUGCCCAAUCUGGGCUCCCGGCGCUUUCAGCCGGCCCUGCUGGACCUGUCCACUGUGGAGGACCAUAAUGCCCAGUACUUCAACUUCGUGGAGCUGCCUGCCGCAGCCCUGCGCUUCAUGCCAAAGCCAGUGUUCGUGCCUGAUGUGGCUCUCAUCGCCAACCGCUUCAACCCCGAUAACCUCAUGCACGUCUUCCACGAUGACCUGCUCCCUCUCUUCUACACACUGAGGCAGUUCCCCGGCCUGGCCCAAGAGGCCCGGCUCUUCUUUAUGGAGGGAUGGGGCGAGGGCGCCCACUUUGACCUCUAUAAACUCCUCAGCCCCAAGCAGCCGCUGCUACGUGCGCAGCUCAAGACACUGGGCCGACUGCUCUGCUUUUCCCAUGCUUUUGUGGGCCUGUCCAAGGUCACCACCUGGUACCAGUACGGCUUUGUGCAGCCCCAGGGACCAAAGGCCAACAUCCUGGUCUCUGGCAAUGAGAUCCGGCAGUUCACCCGCUUCAUAACUGAAAGGCUGAACGUGAGCCACACGGGGGCGCCCCUGGGGGAGGAAUACAUUCUGGUCUUCAGUCGCACCCAGAACAGACUCAUUCUGAACGAGGCAGAGCUACUGCUGGAGCUAGCACAAGAGUUCCAGAUGAAGACAGUGACGGUGUCCCUGGAGGACCACACCUUUGCUGAUGUCGUGCGGCUGGUCAGCAACGCCUCCAUGUUAGUCAGCAUGCAUGGGGCCCAGCUGGUUACGGCCCUCUUCCUGCCCCGCGGAGCCACUGUGGUUGAACUCUUCCCUUACGCUGUCAAUCCUGACCACUACACCCCGUAUAAGACGCUGGCCACACUGCCUGGCAUGGACCUGCAGUAUAUAGCCUGGCGAAACAUGAUCCGGGAGAACACAGUCACACACCCUGAGCGACCCUGGGACCAAGGGGGCAUCACCCACCUAGACCGGGCUGAGCAGGCCCGCAUCCUGCAGAGCCGAGAGGUCCCCCGGCAUCUCUGUUGCCGGAACCCAGAGUGGCUAUUCCGAAUCUACCAGGAUACCAGGGUGGACAUCCCGUCCCUUAUACAAUCCAUUCGGCGUGUGGUGAAGGGCCGGCCGGGGCCACGGAGGCAGAGGUGGGCGAUCAGCUUGUACCCAGGCAAGGUGCGGGCGGCUCGCUGUCAGGCAUCAGUGCAGGGUGCCACUGAGGCCCGCCUGUCUGUGUCCUGGCAGAUCCCGUGGAACCUCAAGUACCUGAAAGUGAAAGAGGUGAAGUAUGAGGUGUGGCUGCAGGAGCAAGGGGAGAACACGUAUGUGCCUUACAUGCUGACCCUGCAGAAUCACACCUUCACAGAGAACAUCAAACCUUUUACCACCUACCUGGUGUGGGUCCGCUGCAUCUUUAACAGGAGCCUCCUGGGACCUUUUGCAGAUGUGCUGGUGUGCAGCACGUAGCAGGCAGGCCAUAGCCAGGUCUCAGGAGGGUAUCUUGCAGCUCAGCUUUCCCAGGCCCACGCUAGCAACCGUGGUGAUUAAUUAUCUAUUUAUUGAGUAGGCUUGCACUAAGCCUGCUUCCCGAUGUGUGCUGUUUGCAGAAUUCUUCUAGCCCUGAAGAGAUAGUGCCUGCUCCCUACACCACCCCCACCCAGGAGAAAUUCUUCAGUGAGGAGGAGGCACAGCUGGGUCCCAGGGAUCUGCUCUUGCUAAUAACCAUGCUGUUUCCUGCCGCAGCCUUGGUGCAGGUCCUGGCUUCUAGAAACAGUGGCCAUGUGGUUGGUGGGGUAGGCAGAUAAUCUUUGCGGAUUUCAUCUGUAGCUGAGUGACAGGUGUGUUUGGAGCAGUCAUUAAAUGAUUAAGAACAUCUUG